AAGAAAAUGGAACUUUUUGGAAUAUAUCUAAUACUAGCCACUACAGUGGUUGUCCAGGGAUACAGGAAAUAUGGUCUUACUUGUGAGGAUAUAGAGUGUAUAUCGGGUCAAAAGUGCAUUGUAUCCAGAGUUCCCUGCGAAAAUCCAAAUCAGCAACAAGGAGAGCAAUGUGGAACAUAUCCGGAGUGCCAAACAGAUCAGAUGGCCAGCGAUUUCACCAUCGACACCACACAGACCACUGCCAACACCCAAAACAGCAUCAUCAUACCCUUCAGCACCCCCACGAAUCGCAAUCGGAAUAAUAGGGAUAGUGACUUCGAACUGCUGACCGAUUUCAGUAACUCCGAUGCAUUGGCCACGCAUGCAGGGCAACGGCAGGCCAAUGUUCUGGUUAUUGUUCAAGAUGGUUCCCAACAACCUCAACAGCCAAAUCCCUGGCUGAAUCGAGGACAAAGUUCUCCCUGUACCGUCAGUGCCCUCUACCCAUAUUCCUGCAAUUAUCCUGGUUAUCCGAAUUCCGGAGCGGGAUUACCUUCAUAUCCGCAGCAGCGAUCGGCCAAUGUGCCACAGUUAGUUCCUCCCACACCGCCCUGCUACUAUAACUGCUAUCCCAGAGUGCGGUCCAGUCCAUAUGGUCAAUAUGGAUACCCCCUGGCUAGAUCAGCCAAUCCCUCACCAACUAAUAACUAUCUAAUCUACCUCACAUUAGCUGGCUAA
Drosophila santomea is the source of this 717-nucleotide messenger RNA. RefSeq lists its product as uncharacterized. NCBI's taxonomy places the organism in Eukaryota, Metazoa, Arthropoda, Insecta, Diptera, Drosophilidae. Bases 7 to 717 code for a protein of 236 amino acids. The record is from RefSeq and is a predicted model, not a curated record. The transcript is spliced from 3 exons.